AUGAAGUCCAUCACUACGCUCUCGGCGGCCGCCGCCAUUCUCUCCGGUACCGCCGAGGCCUUCUGGCGCAUGGAGUGCCACUCGCGCUCUGGUCUCGCGCGUAUCGAUCCCAUUGUUACCCCAGGCAAGAUCUCUAGCCACGCGCACGCUAUUCAUGGAGGAGGCAACUUCGGUUUGAGCUCGAGCUACGAAGAUCUCAGGGCUUCGGAAUGCACAUCGUGCCUAGCCACAGACGACAAGUCGGCCUACUGGACGCCGGCGCUGAUGUUCCAGCAUGACAACGGCACAACACAGGUCGUUAGGCAGGUCGGUGGUAUGCUUGCAUACUACCUCCUCUUCUCGAAUGAGGGGGAGAAGAUUGAGACCUUCCCGGAAGGUUUCCGCAUGCUCACUGGUGACAUGAACCUACGAAACUUCACUGGUCCCGUGCCGGACCCAGAGAAGUCUCUCUGGACAGACGACGACAAGACUCAGAUUCUUCUUGGCCAGAAGGCCAUCGGCAUGAACUGCUUGAACUACAAGAAAGACCCUGAACCGUCCAUGUACCGACAUUUCCUGCCCGACAAGCAGUACCUCGACGACAACUGCGUUGAUGGUGUCCGUGCUGAGAUCUUCUUCCCUUCGUGCUGGAACGGCGAAUUGGACUCGGACAACCACAAGUCCCACGUCGCCUUCCCUGACCUCGUCAACGGCGGCACGUGCCCUGAGGGUUUCGAAAAGCGCAUCCCAUCGCUCUUCUUCGAGACCAUCUGGCAAACAUACGAUUUCAAGGGAAUGCCCGGUACUUUCAUGUUCGCCAACGGCGACCCCACAGGCUACGGCUACCACGGUGAUUUCAUGAACGGUUGGUCAACUGACAUUCUCGGCAACGCCAUCCAGCAGUGCACCAAUCCCUCUGGUCAAUUGUCCGACUGCCCCGUCUUCGAGCUUCAGACCGAAGAAGAAGGCUCCAAGUGCAGCUUCAAGAUGCCCGAGGAGCUCGAUGCAGACAACUGCGAGGGUCCUGCCCCUGGUCUCUGCGGUAACGUGCCUAUUCAGUUCGGCCCUGAAUACGCCACUGGCCUCCUGAAGCCGGGAGAGACCGGCUCUGCCACCGCUGCCCCUACUACCAUCGCCACCGAGGAUAUCUCUGCCGUGCCCACGCUCUCUUACACCACCGCCAAGAGCGCUGUCACCGACGAAUUUGGCGGCGGUAUCUCUGUCGCUUUGGACGGCCAGGAGUCACUCGGCGCCGAUGCCCCUGAGCCUGCGCCUGCUACUCCUACACCCGAGGCUCCUGCUCCUGUCGCCUCUUCUGCCGCUGAGGCUCCUGCUCCUGAGACGCCCGUCUCCCAGGAAGCACCUGCUCCCACGUCGCCCCCGGCCGACGCACCGGCUCCGCCAGCGGGUAACAUCGUCUCGACGUCCGUAUACACGAGCGCCGGCACGGUCUACGAGGUCGCCAUCCAGCAGGUCGAGGUUACCGUUACUGUCAGCGGCCCCGCCCCCGGUGAGCAGACGCUCGCCGUCGAGCAGCCAUCUCCUGCCAUCCUUCCGCGCGCACCUGUGCAUCGCAGGCACUCGCACCACAUGCACCGUCGUGACCGUGAGCACGGUCUGCUUGGGCGCCACGUCUAA
Messenger RNA from Didymosphaeria variabile, 1617 nucleotides. RefSeq lists its product as uncharacterized. The record is from RefSeq and is a predicted model, not a curated record. Lineage: Eukaryota; Fungi; Ascomycota; Dothideomycetes; Pleosporales; Didymosphaeriaceae. The coding region runs from base 1 to 1617 and encodes 538 amino acids. The transcript has 4 exons.